This is a messenger RNA of Impatiens glandulifera, 1656 nucleotides long. Its product is annotated as calponin homology domain-containing protein DDB_G0272472-like. The record is from RefSeq and is a predicted model, not a curated record. The transcript has 2 exons. Lineage: Eukaryota; Viridiplantae; Streptophyta; Magnoliopsida; Ericales; Balsaminaceae. Bases 1 to 1656 code for a protein of 551 amino acids.
AUGGAAGAUGAAGAGUCGGCUUCCCACUCUAACAGAACCGAUACAGAGAAGACCGAGGACGAAAGAUCGGUCAAUGAGGACAAGCAUUCGGCCCAGAGCCCCGAUAAUACCGAUCCUGACGCCAAUCCUAAGACCACCGAGGGUGGUGAAGAGGAUGAUGAAGAAGGUGAUAAAGAAGCCAAUGAUGAAGGCGGCGAUAAAGAGAAUGAGGAGGCCGAAGAAGCAGAGGCCGAUAGGAUAUCUCUGAAACUCCUUCGAGGCGCCAAAAAGCGAGCCGAGUCGAUUGAGGAGCUAUACCUGGAAUGGCACGAGCACCGGUUCGGCACACCGUAUAGGGAAAUCCUACCGGGCCACACAGACUUGGAUUGCAUCAAAAGACUAAAGGAAGUGGAGGACUUGAUCAUGAAUCUCACAAACUCCAACACAAUUCAGGAGGUACUACACCGAACCUGCCUCUUAAUACCAAAGGUCCAACUACGGAAGCUAACCACACGCAUCCGGAAAAUUACGGAGGAGUUCGAAACGGUGGGACCGGAAGACACCUUAAAACCGCGGGUGUUAGAAAGGCUUGAAAAAGCCAAAGGGGAACUCAUUCAAGAAAUCGACCGGCUAGAAGCAAUAUGCAGCCAAAUGAAAAUACCGGUCUAUACUGCUCCCCGGAUCGAAACGACUCCGGAUCACUGUCCAACACCUCCAAAGGAGAAUGCGACAUCAAAAGAAUCCGAUGAAAGAGCGGAUCCUAAACUCACCGGGCAAUCCCCUCCUUCACAACCGGAAGUCUCCGCAUCAGACUUCACAAAGGAAUGGGUUGAGGGCCGUCUUCAAAGGAUUGAAGAAUCAACAGCAGAACGGAUUGAUAACCGCAUUCAAGAGUUUGAAGACUCCGCGGUUCAGCCAUUCAAGGAGAGAUUCCAAAGAAUCGUAGGCUCGGCACUCAAGUUCGCCGACAACACAAGGUAUCUCCUGAAUAACAAUCGGGACCGACUCUCAGAAAUGGACGAAGAUCUGCAGGAAGAGACGGCUCAGCGCAGUAAAUAUGUUAAGCGAACCGCAAUUCUGGAGGAUUUGACCUCCGAGUUAAAGAAAGACUUCGACCGGCUUGAAAGAGAGACCGAUCAACGAUUGACAACGAUGGGUGAUGACCUGGUCGGUACAACACUCGGACGGGUCUCCGAACUCGAAAAGAAAAAUGAGGGUCUCGAGGCCGAACUUAAGGCGCUUUCCGAACAAGUUGCCGAAAUGCUAAAGGCAAAGUUGAACGCGGACGCCGCGGCUGUAGCGGAUGAUGCUCAAGCGGCUAAGAGGGUCCAGGAUGCGCUGGAUGCCGAAGCAAGUAAAGAGAAGGAGGCACCGCGUUCAUCCCAACUUACCGAGGAGGAAGAGGAAGCCGAGCGGAUUAAAAGGGUAGAGGCCUUGUUCCCGGGACUUACAAAGAAAGCAGCCGCUCAGGCUGCGAAAGAUGACGCGCGGUUAGAAAGGGAAAAACGGAGGCUGGAAGGCUUCGCAGAAGAAAACAAGAAGAAAAAGGAUGAUCAAGUCGAAGAGGAAGUUGAAGAACAACUGCAGUCCCGGUCUACAAGACCACGAGUCUCUGAACCGGCCAGUCGACAACAAAAGAAAAAGCGGAGCAUCUACGACUUCUCGGACUCGGAAUAG